Peromyscus californicus insignis is the source of this 922-nucleotide messenger RNA. It is a transcript of the gene Dbi, whose product is annotated as diazepam binding inhibitor, acyl-CoA binding protein. Lineage: Eukaryota; Metazoa; Chordata; Mammalia; Rodentia; Cricetidae. The transcript is spliced from 4 exons. Gene Ontology annotation, molecular function: fatty-acyl-CoA binding. The record is from RefSeq and is a predicted model, not a curated record. Gene Ontology annotation, biological process: fatty acid metabolic process. Bases 574 to 765 code for a protein of 63 amino acids. Gene Ontology annotation, cellular component: mitochondrion.
CUAAUGGAUCCUGGCUGGGGAGCCUGGAGGUCGAGGGAAGUAACUAGUUUUCUGCCUGGCAUGCCCCUGUACAGGAGAGAUGCCACUAGGCGAGGUGGCCCAGAAGCCUUUCCAUUCCCUCCAGUGGAGACCCCUGUCCGGGACCGAGCCCUGUAGGGCGAUCCCAGGCUCCUCCCACUUGCCUCUCCUUAAUCUGGGCACUGGGACAGAGGUCAACGCUGAACUCCAGGCCCCAUAGGAAGGGACCAGUGGGCUCCUGACCCUGGAUUCCACUGCGUUCGUGUCCUGAACCCUGAUCGACUGUUGUGAUCACGCCACGUUUCCCCUCACUGCCUCGUCGAUCUCCGCUGAUCAUAGGUCGAGGCUUUGCUGGAACCCCAGCAAUUGCUGGAUUUGCGCCAGCGGUGGUCAGGCAGUUGGGCAGGAAAAUUUUCAAGGGCGUGUACUCCCACUGUGAGCCAAGUCUAUUCCCAACACUUGACACAGUGCUGCAGCUGCGUGAGUGGACAGGCGGAAUUUGACAAAGCUGCUGAGGAGGUGAAGCGCCUCAAGACCCAGCCAAGUGACGAAGAGAUGCUCUUCAUCUACAGCCACUUCAAACAAGCUACCGUGGGCGACGUAAAUACAGAUCGGCCCGGGCUUUUGGACCUCAAAGGCAAGGCCAAGUGGGAUUCAUGGAAUAAGCUGAAAGGAACUUCCAAGGAGAGCGCCAUGAAAACCUACGUGGAAAAAGUGGAAGAGCUGAAGAAGAAAUACGGAAUCUAGAAGACCAGCCACACGGUGACCCGUGAGGACAUAAUGCCUUGGUGUUUUUCUAAUGUAGAUGAUACGGCUCCGAUAAGUUAGGGCCGGGAUUAAUUGCUGACCCUCCUCCCUGUGUAGAUUUUACCUGAAAUCAAUUAAAAGUACAUUUGUUACUGUA